Molecule: messenger RNA, 1703 nt
Organism: Diorhabda carinulata
Lineage: Eukaryota; Metazoa; Arthropoda; Insecta; Coleoptera; Chrysomelidae
Exons: 6
Coding region: 838-1680 (280 amino acids)
Source: RefSeq, a predicted model, not a curated record
UGGACAUGUCGGGGUAAUCGACGGCGUCGCGAUAUAUAUUUAUCGACUACUUUAGUUUCGAAACGUUGCCAAAUGUUCGUUCCGAAUACGCAAUCUACUAAAACAAUUAUAGAAUUAACUUAAGACGGGUAAAAAUUGAAAAUGCUCGAAUAUUCACGUGGGUAAAUAGACAAAGAUACAAAGAAUUUGAUUAAUUCAACUUUCAAAUUUCGAAAUUCCAUAAAAAACAAUAAAUUUUAAUAUAUUUAAAUCGUUGCGGAUAGUAUUGAUGUUUGAGGAAUUAUUAGAAGUAUUGGCAACGCCGCGGGGAUUGUUCCGAGUACGCAACGCGAUGACGUUUUAUAGAUAUAAAGUGUAGUAGUGUUUAAAGGGAGAAGUGACAUGUAAAAUAUUUAGAAAAUUAGCGUGUAGAAUCACGCCUAUACAUUCCGAUCCAAUAAAAAUAAAAUCUUUAAUAGAACAAACUUAUUUUUCAUCCAAAAAGUCAAUUAUUUAACAGUGCAUAAGUCUAUGAUAUUUUGACUAACGUUUCAAGUGCCUUUGUCUGCUUUUUUAAUCUCAAGAUAUGUACUAAAAGAACGCACACGAUGUUAAUUACUGAAACGAAUAAUGGCCGCGUUUGAAACUACCGGAAGUAACCUAAAUAAUAAAAAAACCAAAACUGAUAUAGAUAAAUUAUAAUUUUUUUAACGGAUUUAAUCAUUUUAAAGUAUAUCGGGAAGUACGAGGGAUUUAAAAUUAAAGAAUAUUCAGUGCUUCCUCAGGGAGGUCGCCAUCAAACUGAAGAAACACAAGCAGGAAUACGAUCUCCUCAUUGUCGAUUACGAACCCGCUCUGAUGGAGAAUUCCGACGCCGAUGACGAAACGGGUUGGAAUUGUAGCGUCCAUCCAAGCGUAUUCUUUCUACUAGGAACUUUAGUAUUGACAACGUGCGCUACCGGAAUGCUUUGCGCCGCCAUAAUGACAGAUCAUUGGGAGGAAGUCACGUGGGAUAAAACGAAUUUGGAUACGUUGGCCAACAAAACGGUUACCGUUCAUUGGUUACUUGAUAAAACUGUAGCUAGAAUAGCUACAAACGACAGGGAUAGAACUAUAGCUUUUUUGGUACCGAUGCACGGGGGUAUUUGGACUUUAUGCGUCAGUUUAACCGAGGAGGAAAUCGGAUUACUGGGUAGAGUCGGUUUUCCGGCGGUAAAAUCGUGCGUGAAUUAUUUAUCCGGCGGUAUAGAUGGCGUUAGAGGUUAUGAAUCGCGAGCGGAUUGGCAACACAGGAUGCAAAAUUUAUCUAUAUCGUGUGCGCUAGUAUGUUUGAUAGUGCUAGGUAGCGCUGCGCUGGUGGGAGCUUUCGGGGUCUUCCAACAUCAAAUAAGUGCCGUGUUAGUUACGGGAGUCAUGUAUUUGCUAGCAGCAUCGUUUGCUCUUUUCACAUUGACCAUUAUCCACUUCAAGAGGCUCCACAAUCGGCCUCAUAUGGAAGAAUCUGAAGGUACGGUCGACGGGGUGAUAAGUCCGACUGGGGUUAGGGGUGUAAAAGACUUAUUACCGGCUAGGGUGUUCACUACGUCGUGGUCGCUAGAUUUGGGAUGGGGUGGAGUCAUGUUGUGCGUGAUGACGUCGGUAUUGUGGAUAUUAUUAUCUAAAAUUAUGAGAUUCAAUCCUAUAUCCAGUAUGAUCAAUUAAAUACAUUCUUCUAACCAUAAAAA